AUGGCGGCAGCUGAUGUGAACCCGGGGGGAGCUGUGCCAGAAGAACACUUCGACGUCCUCACGAAGACCGGAGAGAAAACGGGUACAUCGAAACCCCGGUAAACCUCUAAUGGGGACUCUCGGCGGAUGAUCAUCCAAGAACAACGGGGAAGGAAGACGUGUGAAUUAAGAUCCUCGUCCCCGAUUGUGCAGGAGCCAGGUUCACCGGGAUGGGGACUACCACCGGGCGGUGCAUGUGUGGAUCUACGCGGAGAACACCCGGGAGCUCCUCCUACAGCGCCGUGCUGACUGCAAGGAUUCCUGGCCGGGUCUGUGGGAUAUUUCCAGCGCUGGUCACAUCUCGGCUGGGAGCUCAUCCCUCCUUACGGCCAGGUACGCAGUGGCAAGAUAUUCUCUGCAGGUUGUAUGGGUUUCGUUCUGUUGUUUCGACCAGAAAAGCUGCGCGCUUUCAGGAGGGAACUCGAAGAGGAGCUUGGCGUUAGGCUCCCAGAGGACGCAUUUGAGUUUCUUUUUGUCUUCCUUCAAGAAAGGUUGUAAACUGCUGUUGCGUAUAAGAAUGGCGUUCUUAUCUGCCCUGUCUUUACAGAGAUGGUAGACCAUUAAUCUUUGUCCCGCUUUUGUCUGGAGUGGUUAAUGCAGUGUUAUUAACGGGGGCACAUUCAUUAAUAACGAAUUCAAUGAUGUAUAUCUCGUAACAACACUGGACCCAAUUCCUUUGGAGGCAUUCACUUUUCAGGUAAACAGAAAGCCAGAUUUUUUACUUCCUAUGUAAUAUGAACGGUGGUUGUAUCUGUGCUUCUAGGUUCCGAAAAUCGUAAUUCAAGGUGUGUGCAUUUAUGGGGGACGAAGACUGUUCGGCUGAUCUGUUAUCUAUUGAUCCCCAAGCUACUUUGUUCCCUUAAUUUUAUAAAAACAUUGAAAUCAUUUGGAAACGCGGCAGUACAUGGUUUUGGACGUCAUUAGGCUCUGGCUUCAGAAAGCUGACAUCUUGACUAUCUCAGUGUCAUUGGACCUAUCACUAUAGACUCAACAUUCUUGCUGUCAACUCCUUUAUCCAUUUAAGCUUCUUUUGUUCCACCCUUUCCAGUGCAUCUGUCAUUGUCCGGUUAGUUUUUAUCUUUUUUUGUAGGAGACAGAAGUGUCUACUGUUCGGUACAUUUCGUUGGAUGAAUAUAAAAAGUGUCUUGCAAAAGAAGAUGAAGACUACGUUCCCUAUGACAUAAAUGGGCAGUACGGACAACUCUUUGAGAUAAUUGAACGACGGUAUGCUGAUGGAAAUCAUUAUUGACUGAUUAAUGGCAUUGUAUUCUGGUUUACUUUGAUCCCAUAUAUUAAGAGGUAUAGCUAGAAGUCAAUAUCUUUGCAGUCUCAGGUUAAAUGCUUUUUAAGGGAUUGAGUUUUGUAAGUCCUUGUUACUAUUGAAAGAUAUUGAAUGUUAGUAUGAGAAGAUGAAAAAGCAUGCGAUGAUUGCUUAUGCAGCCCUUUGAUGUUGUCGAUUAUGAUUUCAUCUGCUUUAAAUUCCGGUAAAUGUCCAGAAAGCUUUUUUGUUUCCAAGCACGAAUAAAUAAAUUCUAAAGUGGGAUGAAUUCUUUCUCUGAUGCAGGCUUCCACAAUGGUCAAUAAAUAUAAAUUUUAAUUAUCACCAAUAAUCUAGAUAUCAAGGAAAUUUUUGCUUUAUAUGAUCUACUUAUUCAUGUACUGGCGCAAAUAGUAAUUUACUGUAAAAAAACAUAUUAGGCUUGUUACUUAAUAAGUUCUCAUUUUUGCACUCGUCUUAUUCAUAAUCGUAUAAUAAUUGAAGGUAUUUGGAUGAGGAACAACAACGUAGACUCGCGCUUCAAAAGCAACUUGAUCGUUAUGCUCCUAUCCAUUUACAUGCAGAGGUAAAUAAUCUGUUUUGAUCUUCUGACCCACUUUUGAUUUUAAAUGUUGUCAGUUACUGUAACUGUUUUCCUUUUAUUACUGUCGCACCCCACUAGAUGUGAUCUGCUUGCACAACAUCAUUUGUAGAGAUUUUUUUAGUCUUAAUUUCCCAAUCUAUGCACUCAGCCUCCUGUUAUUUUCUGAUGUUGGUAAACUGAAAAUUUCCUUGAUAAUUGAAUAAGAAAAUCGACUUAACUCCCGUGACUUUACUAAAAUUGUACUCCAGAUGACCCGUCUGAGUUUCUUAUGCAUGAUUUUCUCUUCGUUUUCUCACUUUAUGCUUGUAGACUGCUGUGGAAUUCUUUUCUUUGAGUAAGCGGUCAAUCUGAGUGUGCAGGUAGGGUAUCCUAUGCUUGAGGACUUUGUGGCAUUCAAUUCGGAAUCAGAUAGUAAAAUGAAGUAACAAAGACUACACUGAUGUUUUGCAAUUUAGCUGCUGACAUGAGUUCCAUUCCCAAAACCCUGUUAGAAUAAUGAACUCCUUGUAGCAAAUUGAAGAAACCAUGGAGAAAUCGCAAUAAAUUUCAAUUACGUGGCUUGGUUGAUUCUGGGGCUGGAAGUUUGGAGAAGAGAUCUAUAUUGCAUGAGUUGGACUUCGUCACACCAAGUCAGCAAAUUACGAUUUCUUUCUUUUCCAAAAAUAGAAAAUUGAAUACCAAAACUCUUAGUUCUUGGCCAUUGCAAGUCACCAAACUUUUAGUUCUACCUUUUUUUUUUAUGUAAACGCAUUGUAGUUAUAACUGUAAAUUACUCUCUUUUUUCAGUUGACUGCUGAUAUUUAUAAGCCUAUUUUUCUUCGUAUUUGCAGUUAUCAGAGCUAUCUGAAGCUAAUCAGGAAGCUUUAGUCUUCAUAAUCAAAGCGGCAAUGGUUAUCGAUGAUAUAUUCUAUACUCAGGUGGUUUUCAUUUAAAAUGAACUCCAAGUUGAUAAUUGGCCUCUUCUUUUCAACAUAGAACCUGACUGGAUAUCCAAAGAAAAAUUAGUUAUUAUGUCGUUGGAUUAAUCUCCAUGCAGUACAUUAAUAUCUAUCCUUACGUCUGAAAGUAAUUCGUACUCUGUUUUCAUGUUUUGUAAAUUCUAUAUUACAGCGUAUUGAAUGGGAAAAAAAAUGAUUUAAUAAAUGCUAUAGUUUCUUGCACUAACAAGCCCCAAAUGACAGAUUUUUCGGAACUGAUGUUCUUUUUGCCAUGUCUUGUAAAUUCUAUAUAACUGUGCAUCUGAGAAUAGAAAGAAAUGAUCUGAAAAAUGCUCUAGUGUCUUCUACUAAACUUCUCCCCUACAAAAUUUUUUUUGAUGCUGAGACUCUUUUUCAUUUCUUUCAGGCUUGGAAUACUAAUCAAGAGCUACGAGAUUGGUUGAAGAAGUAUUCUGAUGAUUCUAGCUUGAAUAAAUUAAAGUGGAUGUAUUACUCUAUCAACAAGGGCCCAUGGUAAUUGUCUGUGUUAAAGGCUCACCAUGUUUUUUUUACAUUUAGUAAAAUCUGUCGUAAUGGUAUUUCACGGACAUCAUUAAACUUAUUUCAAGUUCAAUUUAAUCGACUGGUAAAAAUUCUUGAUUGCUUUGUAUUAUCCUACAAUGCUUGCAACAUACAGUGAGAAUGUCCUUCUACUGCUUGCCAUAAACAACGAAAGUUUCUUUCCACGGUACUUUUAGCUCUUUAUUAUGGCGAACUUUCAAUCCUCCGACCGUAAAUAUUACUUGAUCAAUUCUAUUUUCAAUUUUCAAACAUUGUACUUCCUAUUGUUUACCUGACAUUCUAGGUAGAUGUUGACACAGGGAUUAGAUGGAUCAAACUGGCGUCAACCACAAGCUAUUAUAACCUUCCUGUCCUACCUAUCCAACAUGCGUUAGGUCUUGUUCCUAUCCAAUACACCACAAGAGAUUCUGGUUAACUGAAAUGCAUCUUUUUACAUAAAUGUAAUUCAUGUGGAAAACUCACUAUCCUUUCAUAUUCAUGUAUACUAGUGGUUAGUGGUGCAAAAGUGUGACUCGAGUUGUCAUGGCAGGUCGGUUCUUGAUGAGAAAAAAGCGUUUCUGACCACUGCUGAUUCUGCGAUCAAGUUGUGUGCAGAAUCAACUAGACCUGUCUCUGGCUGGAAGGGUCUUCAAUAUAGAGCUGCAUUUCCUGCGAAGAAACCCCUGGGUGCAACUUUCUACCCUUCUGAUAUGGAGAAAACGGUAAAGUUAUAAUCUGGUACAUUUGUUUUUUAUUAGAACCCUAGUUCUCUCAACACAACAUCAUGUUCGAUAAACUCCUGGGCAUCAUCAUUGUCAUCGUUAUCCCCAUUUAUCCGCAUUCAGUAUGGUACAGUGAGUGACCUUAGGGUGUAAGAGAUUGAAGGCGCUAUCUGAAGCCCAAAGAAACCCAUCAGUCUGUUGACAAGUCCCCUAUAGAAUUGUCAGUUAGUGGCUCCCCAUCGCAAUACCGAUCUUCUUGCAGGGAGGAUCUAAACUGUCCGGGAAAGGUGGAUCAUUUGAUGUGUAUAUGUGUGGAUUGUUGGGAGAGCGGAGUGACCCUGAAGGCUUGGGCAAGACGGUUGCCAAUGUUAAGGAUGAGAUGAUGCAGUGGCUGUGCGAUACAGCACCAGAAAGGGUUCCUCCGGGACCCAAUCUAUCUUCUUCUGGCGUUCUCUUUCCUUUAUUCCAUUAUUUCCCUAUUUCUUUCCUUGCAUUGUCGGUGAUGUCAUAUCACUACGACUGCCAGAGAGGAGUAGAGGUGGAGACUAGUUAACUAGGGAUAUAAUGCCAUAUUAUUUUCCAGCUGUAGUUAAAUGAAGAUCAACUGAUGGAUGUUAAUGGGUUACCAAAUGCAAGUUAGGUAGUCUUGAGGGAACUGCUAGGCAGGUUGAAAAUGAGAGGGCUUUGUCAUUGAUUCAACUAAUCUUUGCGGAGCUAACACUAAAAGAAACCCUUAACAAGAAAUGUUCUUCUCCUCUUCCCUUUAAAAAUGGUAGGUUAACAUUUUUAAGAUUGCUUCCUAGUUGCAUGACUUGAACAUCCACGCUCACGAAUGUAGAUAUCCUACCUGCGAACAGUUUUGAGGUAUUUUGGGCAUCUCGUCUGUCUGAAGUUGCCUUUGGGGGUGAUACUGAAUUGAUGCCAAGUUUAGCAAGAAUCAGAAGCGCUUUGACAGGUCUUUGGGUCACACUGAUUUUAUAUGAUGAGUUGAUUCAAACAUAAACUUCGUGCUGAAACGUAACAGUGUGAUAUUAGAUUGACGUAACCGAUGCGCUUUUGCCAACAAUUUUCCAGCUUGUCUUGUCUUUAAUUCUUCAUCAUAUUUUCUGAACCUAUUUCAGGAAUUUGAGUUGUGGAAGGAAACUUUGAGUGACGAGGAACAAAAAGAUGCUACAGGAUUUUUUAAUGUGAUUAGAAGAUGUGAUGACCUGAGUCUGGAGAACAGUUCUGCAUGUGGUAAUGCCGAUUUUCACGAUCUUAUGAUGGUCCCCUUUUCUCAACAAUAUAGGCCUUUUCUAGAGAAGGCGUCAGCUCUUCUGUACAAAGCUGCAGAGGUGACUGACUGUUCUAGGUAAUCAAUUUGUUUGGGUAAAGUUUGAGUUUCUGCUUUUCGAAUGUUGUACGAUGGAAACACCUUUGCUGUCUUGCUUUAGCUUGAGUAAGUUGCUAAAAGGCAAAGCGGAGGCGUUCCUUUCAAAUGACUAUUAUGAGUCAGAUAUAUCCUGGAUGGAAUUGGUCAGUAUGCUUCUUCUCAUUGCAUCUGUCAUUUAUUUUUCGUUACUCCCCAUUCUUUCACCAUAUCUUAGUUACAAAAUAUUAACUGCUGGACAAAAUCUGACCCUAAGUACCAGUGAUGCUAGACAUCUUGUAAUCAUAACUGCACUAUCUUUAUCAUUGUCAUUGUGUAUAAACCAUGAGUUCUCCAUCCACAAGUCAUGACUCAUCCAUCUGACAAUUAUUCGAGAAUCAUCCAUCUAUUUUAUUCUCUCAUCUUCUGGAGAUUAUAAGCCUACUAAUAUGGAAGCUUUUCUCGUUGGUUAGUUGUAAUUCUCUUCAGAUUUAGUUACUUGCCUUUCUUCUUUGUAGGAUUCAAAGCUAGAUGUCACAAUUGGCCCUUAUGAGACAUAUGAAGAUGAACUUUAUGGAUACAAGGUAUUCUUUUUUUAGUAUAUUCUGAAUGAUAUUUUUCUGCGACCUUGGAUCCUCGAAAUCAAUGGUAGUGCAUAGCUCUUAUCAUUGAUUUUGACAUGGUUUUAUGUUGUAAUCAACUUUUCUUGCAUUUUCACUGUACAUAAGACUGGUAAAUUCUUUGAUGUACAAGGCUUUUCCUCAAAUGCGUAUUAUCUGGUAUGUAUCACUUUAUCAAAAAAAAAAAUAUUCUAUGAUUCCUAAAAAUAUGGCAAAGUUGAUGUUGGUAUUGCCACAAUUGGCAUAGAUCAUGACCUGGUGUGUUGGGAUAUCAAUGUUUUGUCUGUGAACAAUGAGAUGAGUUUUUUGAACCUUCAUUGAUCACAUUUUAGAACUUCACUCGUGCCCAUUCGGGUAGACAUAGCUGGAAACUAAAUUAUAUCCUGAGAAACACGGUGGGUGGUUGAGAGGAUUUCACAUGGGUCAUACAGUCUAUUUGUGCAGGAUCCACGUCCUGAAAGGUCUGGAUAAAUAGCCAUCGAUGUGCUGAUGAUAGAAAGUCUCGGCGUUAAUGAAUUGAUUUGAGUACUGCUUAGGUGACAAAUUUUCCCUUUCAUUAGUUCUCUGUCAAGGAAUAACUCUUUGAGUAAUAUAUGUGACCGAAGAUCAAUAAACUUAAUGUGGAAACGAACUCACUGGCUCUGACAAACUUUACUAGAUGAAUGGAGAAAGAUAAAUCCAAUGGCUUGGAAGGAUCCUUGACCUUCACUUUCUAGGUGGAUAUGAAAUAGUGAUGAAAGAAGUUUGAUGGAUGGUUUGAUAGAUUAGCUUCGUUUCAUGUGUCGGGUUUACUUACAUAUGCACGUGACAAGUUGAUGAACUGACGAAGGGUCCUUUAACCGGUUUAAGGACAGCAUUGCAUAGGCUUUGCACUAAUUUAAGCUGCUAGGUCUAGUGAAAGAUGAUACUCAGAUUCUAUGGAGCCAAGUACUUUUGAUCUGGUAUGCAGCCAAGUGCUUUUGAUGUUUAUUUAGGUUGGUCAAAUAUGCUAUUCGAGGGUUUUCAAUUUGUAAUGCUUAGACAGUUUUUUCAGUGAACUUUGUGAUGGACCAGUUUACAUGACCAUGCUUCUAGAGUACACGUGUGAAGGGUUAGUUAUGGUUUUAGUUAUCUUUUACAAUAAAAGGAGUUACAUCCCGUGGAAAACUUGCUGUAAUGUCCUCAUCAUUCAACGAUUUCUCUUGGCUCUUAUUUUAUUUUCAUAGUAAAAUAUUUUCGAACUAACUUCUCACACUUACCCUGGAUUUGAAUUCAUUUUUCAUGUGUGGAGAAUAAGGGAUGUUUUGAAUAUACCUUAUAAGAAGAAAAAAUGUUACUUUCUUGUCUGGAAAAAACUUUGUUAACGAGGGGCUAAUAAUUCAUUUUCUCCCCACGUAUUAAUUUUAUUGCAGACACCAAUUAUUUGAAUAAACCUCUCUCAUCAUCCUAGGUACUUAGCUAGAAGAUAAAACAUUCAAGUGUCUAUGAUAUUUUGUUUAUCAGGUUUAGAUAUACUUAUCUCAUGUCCUGUUUCUGAAGGCUACAUUUGAAGCCUUCAUUGGAGUAAGAGACGAUCUAGCUACCUCUCAAGUCAAACUCUUUGGUGAUAAUUUGCAGGUAGAGAUCGUUUAUGGUAUCUUCUGAUGUAUCCAUUUCUUUUUUCUUUACUGAGGUCUAUGUUGUUCUGUCAGAUUUUGGAGCGCAAUCUUCCCUUAGAUAACAAGUACAAGUCUGAAAAUGUUGUUGCCGCACCAAUUCGUGUAAUUCGUCUUGUUUAUAAUUCAGGGGUAAGAUCUUAUCUUUUACAUGCGAGCUAACUGUAUUUCUUUCUUGAUACCACUGCAAAAUUAUGUUUUUAGUGAUUGCUGAUGUUCUUUAUGGUUUACCACACUGAGGCUAUCACUUUCAUCAGAAGAAAAGGCUGGCUGUUAAAAGCAGUAUUCUUCACCUGUUUAGUUUCACAUUUAAUGCAAAAUGUUAAACUCAGAAAUUAGCUUUUUUGUGAACCCAUGUUGUCUUGAAGGUCUUUUGUAGAGAAAAAGUCAUUUUUAAAAUGUAGUGUAGGAUAAAGUCUCACGCAAACGCUGUGUCAAUAUUCUCCUUCAUCGGAUUAGGUACUGAUCGCAAACAGUCAUUGAUAUGCCAUAGCCGACGUAUGCUAUUCCAAGUCCUGCUAACGACAACUACUUCCUCUGGGCUAAAAUUGGGUUUUCCCAUCUUCAGAUGGCUAAGACUAAGUUUGCUGGGAGAGACUGAUAUCAGCAUGAUUCAUUCUCGAGUAACACGAUUCUGUGAAUGAUUGCUAUGUUAGACCUGUUUUCUGAUCUUUUGUCUGAAAUCACUUCUUAUGCCGUCUGAGUUAUCGUUCAUUUCAGCAAUGGUAACAUUCUGUAAUUUCUUGGAUUCUGGUAGUUCCACAGCUGUAAUCAAGAACGAUCCAAGUUAUAAAUCUAAUUGUUUUCUGCCGAAGAGACGAGAUAAUUUAUUUUUUCUUUGGUCAUUGGAAAGCCGACUGACACGUGAUAUGUUGUUCAGGAUGUGAAAGGCCCCCAAACUGUCGCUUUCAAUUUGCCAAAUGAUGAGCGUAUUGUAAAUGAACGAGGAACAUCAAUGGUUAUGCUGAAAAACAUAUCAGAGGCCAAGUAUUUAUAAAUUUCUUCAAUGAACUAAUGAUCUUUAUUUGGCUUUAUACCUCUAUAAUAUUUUGAAUUGUGUUUUAUAUUAAUUCUAGUGCAAAUUUGUUGUUGUUAUUGUUAUUAUUUGAUGUGUAACAGAGAAAUUGUUUUGCCAAUAUUUGUGAUUGUGAAUAAAUUUGUGACCAGGUUCGAGCAUAUUCUUCAGCCUAUAGCUGAUGUCUGCAUUAACGUAGAUCAGAGGGAGAAUCUUGAUUUUGACUCCUUCUACAUUCACACACUCUGCCAUGAGUGUUGCCACGGGAUUGGACCUCACACCAUAACUCUUCCAAGUGGUCAGAAGUCAACAGUGAGAUUGGUAAGAAAUACUAUUUUAAACAUUAAUUGUUGGGAUUGUGGAACACAUCUUGACACCUGCGACGCACAUAUCUUCAAAUUUUUGACAUUAUAUUUUAAAAACUGCUUACUAGUGCGCCUCCUGUUGAUUAUUUUGGAGCAACGUUUAAACCAUCCCCGGGCUCGCAUUUUAACCGGAAAAAAGAUGCAUCCUGCUCUCCCUGAACUCAUUCAGUGUAAUAUGAGUUUAUCCUCAACAUCGGAAAAAAAUGAAUUGGUUCUUUGGAUAACUACUAAAAUGAACCUUCAGACUCAUAAAAAAAAUUCAUAUCGUGUAAUAAAUGUAACUAAUAGUAGUUAAGCCAUAAGGUAACUCUGUAACGUUGUUGGUAUGUAUGAGAGGAUCUGGAUAGGUAGAACCUUCAGGAAAGGCGGUUAAAACAGUGUUUUAGUCGGAUAAGGGCUGAAAUGGUUCCUUAUCCUUUCUCGGUUUUGCUCUGCCAUAGAAGGUGAUCCUCUACAUCACAGACAAGUCACCGCUCUUUAUGGAAACAACAUCAAUUCAUACAUAUGUUCACCCAUAAGACCAUUUGCCAAAUCUUUUUCUCUUCAAGGACAUGUCAUCUUCGUUCAAAGAUGUUUUUGAUAAUUUCCAGAUGACAACUAAUCUGACUCAUCUUUCCUUAGGCGCCACAUGGCCAUUAGCUUCACUAGUGAGCAUGAGGAUUGUGAUAACUUGAACCAUGGCAACCUCCUCUCGUGAAAAUACCUAUAUUUUAAAUCUUGACCCGACAUUGUCAGUUGACAGAGAGGUGACAUCCUGAAGAAAUUUUGGAGAGAUCCUGAACCUAUUGAGUCCUGCCCACGCCUGCUGAUUUGGGUUGGGUAUUGAGGGACAAGGUGACAUCUUUGCCUGUGUCUAUUGUUUUCUGGCAUUGCCAUCCCCCCCCCCCCCCUUGUUUCAGCCUUCUCAAUGACCCAUAAACUGCUGCCAGAACUAUGUGGGAAUGUCACUGUCCGCUACUAUUAUGACCUAGAACCGUCACUUGCCAUUCUCCUCUCUCUGCAUGUCACUAUUCUGGCAGGAUCUCGUUCCUCCUUGUUCUUGCUCCCCUAUUUCUACCCUUGUUUUCUGAACCAGGUGAGGGUGUUACUCCCAGACACUUUCACUUGGCACGUUCUGCCGCCAUUACACCUUUGAGCCGUGAACCCUAUUAAGUCUUAUUGUAUCUUUGAUCAUUGGUCAUAAGGUCCACCUUAGGUCACUUUCGGCCUAGCUCUAUUGGGCUUCACCACCAAACACGAGACCCCUGUAAACGUCAUACUAGAGCAGUGGGGCCUUCGUAGAUGACUAUUUUCUCUCUCCUCUACUUCAGGUUCAUCAAUGCUCGCGAGAAUGCGGAUAGCUCAUUAUGUAGUGCCCUUGCCAAAUAGAUAGUUGUAUCAUCAUUUCCUCUUCUCAGCAACGGAUGAGACUGUGGUGUUGCUGUUAGGGCUGCUAUUGUUGGUGAAUCUCUUUGCUAGUAGAUGGCAUCUGUAAGGCAUUUGCAUAAGUUAAGUGGAUGUGUUGUUGCUGGUGAAGACACUGAUCAUCGGGUGUGCUGUUGGACUCCUCUUCCCCACGUUGUUCUUCUAUAUCAUUUCUCUCAGAGUUCUUGAAGGUUCGUAAUGUUCUUAUGCCCAUAUCAUCUGUCAUACAACCAAUUGGGUAUGAGUGGAAUAGGCACGCAUUUGAAUCAUAGGAACAAUAGAUUUUGUUCUCUAUUCUGGAGUAGUGUUGUUUGAAUAAUCAAGAUUUAAGGUUCACUGUGUUCAAGGAAUUGUUGACAUUUAUGUCUGACUGCUAAAUUUUUCUUUUUGUGUCAUCAAGGAACUUCAAGAACUUCACUCUGCCCUGGAAGAAGCAAAAGCGGACAUUGUUGGGUUAUGGGCAGUCAAAUUCCUCAUCGAUCAGGUUUUUGCCAUGCCGCUUUUGUUUCAUUCAAAAAUCACGAUCUAUUGACUACUGCAUUGAUUGCAGAGGUCUUUUUUAUACUCAUCUCGUUCUAACUAUCAUGGUAACUAAAUAAAGUCAUUCACUUUAUGAAGGGAAUAUUCAUAAAUCAUAAACAGUGUUUGAUCAAGCUUCCUGGUUUAAUCAUUGAAAAGGGUCUUGCCGAUUUAUAUUAUGCAAAUCUUGCAUCUCUUGACCUAGUUAUAUGUAUUAUUUCCGUAGUUGUUAUUGCUGCUAAUGAAUAAAAAUAUCACAAAACAUCUAACCCCAUUAUAUUCUAAAGGUGGAUACUAAGCUUGCAUGAGCUGACUACUAUGAUAUCUGGAUACUAAAGCUUGAACAUGGGUUGUUAUCCUCUUCUGGGGCUCUUUCACUCGUUCAUGUGGGUUGUGUGUAUAUACAUGAGAGGCGUGCUGUAUAUUUUCAGGGACUACUUCCCAGGAGCUUCGAGAAGUCUAUGUAUGUGUCCUUUCUGGCAGGAUGCUUUCGAUCGGUGCGGUUUGGAUUAGAAGAAGCCCACGGGUAUCUUUAAUCGUCAUCACUUCCCAUUGGGCAGCUGUUCUAGUCAAACAGAUCACUCACAGUUAUUUGACGUUGUCUGGGCAGAAAGGGACAAGCUCUUCAGUUUAACUGGUUGUCUGAGAAGGGUGCCUUCAUUUCCCUGCCAGAUGGGAAGUUCUGCGUUGACUUUGACAAGGUAUCUCCGUGGUGAAUGCUUACGACCUGGAGAAUUGUGUAGCAGGGUGCUCGCCAUCUGUUGACUUGGCGUUUUCUUUUGAAAGGUUGAAGCUGCCGUUGAAGGUCUGAGCAGGGAGAUCCUGAUGAUUCAGGCAAGAGGCGACAAAGCUGCCGCUGAGGUGCUUCUCAAACAGUAUGGGAUCAUGUCCCAGCCCUUGGAUACUGCCUUGAAAAAGUUAGAACAGAUUCAGGUUCUCUCUCUCUCUCUCUCUCUCUCUCUCUCUCUCUCUCUCUCUCAUUGAGAUACUGGUUCAACCUGAGUUCAUGUGAAAUGGGUCUCGUUUCUUCUCCUCAAGCUGCUGCGUUUCUUACUCCAGGUGCCCGUUGACAUAGCGCCAUUAUUUUCCUUCCCGGAGAAAAUAACAGACGCACUGAGCUAG
Messenger RNA from Spirodela intermedia, 12128 nucleotides. NCBI's taxonomy places the organism in Eukaryota, Viridiplantae, Streptophyta, Magnoliopsida, Alismatales, Araceae. The record is from the annotation of a GenBank genome assembly.